UCAAUCUUUAGAAACUGAAAAGGACGAUUUCGGGCUGAGGAGGAAGUCAACAGCAAGAAGCUUCCCGUAUGCAUCCAUCCAAAUUCACGGAUUUCGCACCAAUUCACUGACGAUCGCGGCUGUCGGACGGAAGAAAAUCCAUCCAAGUUCGAUUCUUGAUCGCGCCCGACAAGGAACAGCUCACCCUCUCCCCCAAAUUUUCAGCUCUUUGAUCGUCUUCUCCAUCGAAGAUCAGAGCCCAGCGACCUCGAGGACCCUCCGCCGAUUCCGCACAGAACCCCGAUGUCUCUUCUGAACCAGCUGUUCAACAGAGGCGUCUUCGGCGCAAAAUGCAAGACAAGCUUGACAUUGGCGAUCUCGCGGAUCAAGUUGCUGCAGAACAAGAGAGACUUGCAGCUCAAGCUCAUGCGCAAAGAAAUAGCCCAAUUUUUGCAGGCUGGGCAAGAACCAAUUGCUCGCAUCCGGGUGGAGCAUGUUAUACGGGAACAAAAUAUGAUGGCUGCAUAUGCCAUAUUGGAGCUGUUCUGUGAGUUUGUAAAUGCUCGCAUCCCUAUAAUUGAAAGUCAGAGAGAGUGUCCAACUGAUUUGCGUGAAGCCAUUGCAAGCAUCAUUUUUGCGGCUCCAAGAUGUUCAGAUGUGCCGGAUUUGCUGCAGAUCAAGAAUCUGUUCACUACUAAGUAUGGGAAGGAGUUUGUCUUAGCAGCUGCUGAACUUCGUCCUGAAUCCGGAGUCAAUCGUGAAUUAAUUGAAAAGCUCAGUGUUUGUGCUCCUCCAGUCAAGAUAAGACUCAAAGUCUUAAAGGACAUUGCCCAAGAACAUAAUUUGGAAUGGGAUUCAUCUAAUACAGAAGCAGAGUUGACUAAAAAGCAUGAAGAUCUCCUGGCGGGAUCUAAGCAAAUUAACAAUGGAGCAGUGCUGGCACAAGCCCCCACAAAGCACGUCUCAUUCCAGUUACCACCUUCUAAUGGGACCCAUGAUAUCACUCCUGCAGAGAGUAACAAAGAACAUGCACGCCUUGAAGUUCCUGUCACCAAUCAUAAGACAUCCUCGCACAUCACAAAUGAGAUCGAAACAUCUCAGAAGAGUCAAGAUGCUGGAAUGCUGACCGAUUUGAAGAUUGAGACAAGGCCACAAUCAUCUGAAAUUCUGGAAAGAGCUCGAGCUGCCAUUGCUUCUGCGGAGCGCGCAACUGCCGCUGCACGUGCAGCCGCUGAGUUGGCGAAAAUCCAGUACGGGAUGCAGAAGAGUUAGGACGGGAGGUCUUCCUAGCAUCCGAAUGUGAUGAGGUUGAACGCAUUGCCUGCACAUGAUUGAAAGAAGUGAGACAGAUAUAUUUAGAAGCCAUUUUUUUAUGUGAAGACGUCCUAGUGAGUGCACGAUGCUGAUCGUCUCCAAAAGGGCUAAGCGGUUGAGAAAGUAAAUGUAUUUUCUUCUCCUUGAAAAACUGAUAAAUGUGUCAAAGCGACUAUAAAGAAUUCUGGAAGCAAAAGUUUUGUGCCCGAGGCCGAUUUCAGGAACGGUCAUCUGUUUGUAAAUUCUUUGAGUGUGCUCUUUGGCACCAAUCUUGUGAUAUGGUCGGUGUGAAGCUUAAGAUAAACAGGAGCAUUGAUACUUGUCAAGGUACAAGUUCAGUGUGCAGAAGCUUCAUGUAUAGGGGGCGAAUUUAUGCAGUUCAUAAUGAGUUGAAAUCUUAAAUGACCUAAGAUCAUUUAGUGUA
Messenger RNA from Eucalyptus grandis, 1717 nucleotides. Its product is annotated as IST1 homolog. Gene Ontology annotation, biological process: protein transport. The transcript has 6 exons. Lineage: Eukaryota; Viridiplantae; Streptophyta; Magnoliopsida; Myrtales; Myrtaceae. The record is from RefSeq and is a predicted model, not a curated record. The coding region runs from base 283 to 1251 and encodes 322 amino acids.